Molecule: messenger RNA, 514 nt
Organism: Syzygium oleosum
Lineage: Eukaryota; Viridiplantae; Streptophyta; Magnoliopsida; Myrtales; Myrtaceae
Product: protein DOWN-REGULATED IN DIF1 11-like
Exons: 1
Coding region: 31-384 (117 amino acids)
Source: RefSeq, a predicted model, not a curated record
AAUAACAGCAAUAAGAUCUCUCGACCGAACAUGGCCAAGUCCACCAUCGUCUCUGCCGUGCUUCUUCUUGCUUGCACCGUGGUGGUUUCGAAGCCGGCGCUCGCCGCCGUCGAGCCAGCACCGGCAUACGACGUCUCCCUCGAGGCGUGCAUCAAGAAAAUGACCCAGAAGUGCGGGCUGGAGCUCUUCCACAACAUCUUCCAUGACGGCCCCGACGUGAGCGACUCUUGCUGCAGCACCCUGGCGGAGAUGGGCGAUCCCUGCCACUCCGAGUUCGUCGAUGUGGUCCUCAGUAACGAUAAGUUCUAUGCUCGCACCGCCGAGUAUCUGAAAAGAAGCUCAAACGCAUGGAAGCGCUGCAAAUCGAUUGUCGGAGGGCACUGAUGCACCAGCUUCUUCAUAAUAUAGAUUGUGUCACUUGUUAUGUGAGGUUUUGGGUACAUAUGCUCAAAAGAAAAAGAGCAUGAUGUACUUUCAAUGAUCAUUAAUGGAAUAAGGAGGGUCCUUGUUACUA